This is a messenger RNA of Salpingoeca rosetta, 1257 nucleotides long. RefSeq lists its product as uncharacterized. The record is from RefSeq and is a predicted model, not a curated record. Lineage: Eukaryota; Choanoflagellata; Craspedida; Salpingoecidae. The transcript has a single exon. Bases 1 to 1122 code for a protein of 373 amino acids.
AUGGUAGGGAAGACCGGAGCGCCUGCACGCGCUGCCAAUGUUGUGAGUGCUGCGACUGCGGUGCUCCUGGCAACGCUGGCAGUGGUGCUGUGCCUGUGUCCGGCACCGUCGACGGCUCAGAUCCACUGGAUUGGCAUGACCCCUGAACCCAAUGAUGCCCGCAACGUGUCCCUGUUCCGCCUGCACCGCCUUGGCAAGCGCGGCGAGGACGUGGCCCGCGUCAUGCUGGAGAACCCAGGGGAGGCUGUGGCCGUGGACGCCUUCCGCUGUCGCCCUGGCGGCACGUUCUGCCUCCUGCUCACCUCAAACGGCACUGCCUCCUGGCUGUACAACGUGUCUGUGGUUGACGGUGCAUUGACGAGCCGCACGACGCUGCAGGGCGUGUCUGCACACAACCUGCAUGUGGACAUGGCCAGCGGCGCCGCCUACACCAUCGUUCAGCGGCCCAAGUACGCCGCGGUUGCCCGCGUGUACGCGGGUGCCGUCUCCAUCAUCGUCGACCUCAGCAGCUACCUGCAGUCUGACGGUGUCAUUGCCACGGGCUCCUCCACCCACUGCUCCGACGUGCAGACGAUGUGGGUGGGUAUCCGCCACGCGGGUGCGCGCGAUGCCAUCGUGCACGUGGACCUCAAGCAGCAGAAGAUUGCGGGCCACCUCUUGCUCUCGGAUCCACUGGUCACCUCCAUGUGGGCGUGGUGCAACGACGCAACCAGGGUCAACCACCUCGGCGGCAGCACCGUCAUCACCACCACGGCCAAAAACAACACCGGCACCAACACCGGCACCAAGACGCGCCUCGCUGCGUAUGGACUGUACGACAAUCAGGGCCGCUUCCAGCCACAGGUGACAGCCCCCAUUCCAGCGCAUGCCCCGGAGUACGUGAUGACAGCGCUGCUGAGCGAGCCCAUUGGCUAUGGCUUCUUCACCGCCCUGUAUCCAAACAACGCAACACCCGGCGGCCCGCCGACGCAGGGCCUGCUUGGCUUUGGCAACUUUGUGCCCCCAAGCCAGGAGGCGAUGGUGGCAGCGACGGGCGGUGCUGUCGGUGCAGCAGUUCCAAACACCAAGCCACUCAAUCUCGUGCCCAUUGACUUCUUCCUCACGGGCGCAGCCGUCUAUUGAUCGCUCGUGUAUGUGUAUGUGUGUGUGUGUUUAAAGAGGGGGGGAUCUAUCUGUCGGCAUGCGUGUAUGCAUGUGCCUGUGCCUGUGUAUGUAUGUUGGCUUGCGUGUGUGUCAAACAAAAGAAAGAAGGGCCCG